Cataglyphis hispanica is the source of this 3194-nucleotide messenger RNA. Its product is annotated as N-acetylgalactosaminyltransferase 6-like. NCBI's taxonomy places the organism in Eukaryota, Metazoa, Arthropoda, Insecta, Hymenoptera, Formicidae. Bases 441 to 2252 code for a protein of 603 amino acids. The record is from RefSeq and is a predicted model, not a curated record. Gene Ontology annotation, cellular component: Golgi apparatus. The transcript is spliced from 2 exons.
CCUUAUUGAUAAAUUUUUAAAUAAUUUGAAAAUGACCAAGUAUAGAGCUCUUUUUUUAUAAUUAAACUUUACCGCAUUUCACGCGCAUGCGUUAAAAAAAACCCGCCUGGUCCAACACACUGUUUUCGAUCUUUGUCUCCGAUCCGCUGCAGUUUCAGUCUUCAGUCAUCGCGUGGCAGUUGCGCGUGUCGUUUAAUUUAUCGUUAGUACAGCUUGUGCGUAUCGCACUAAUUCCCUUAUCAAGAUAUAUCGCAUCCGCCGAGAGGCCAGAACCAAAAAAGAACGAGGUGGAAUCGGUCAUUGAAAUUUUUCGAUCGCCAACCGCAGCGGACAAAUGACGUUGUCACGUCGUGGUGAGGUCCGCCACGUACGUGAGGAGAGGUGAGAAGUCGAGGUUAAGUCCUUGGGAGGCCGGCUCGCGACAUGAUUCUCUCGCGAAGAUGAGACGAAACGUGAUCAGCCUAAUCAAAUUCCUUCUCCUGGCGGUGCUCACGGUCUUCCUGACCAUCGUAGUGUUUCGUUACAUGCGAUCGCCGCCUAACCGUCAGAUUUCGACGCCGCUUGACGUAUUGGCAGCGGUCGCCAUCGAUGCGAGGAACGGUCGAGGAAACGACGAACAUCUGGAUCAGGAUGACAAAAUCGAUUGGCAUGACUAUGAGAAAAUUAAGGAGGAGGAGAAGCGAACUGGAAUGGGAGAACAUGGAAGACCAGCCUUUCUUUCACCAUCCCUUGAUGCACGGAAGGAAAAAUUGUAUCAAGUAAAUGGAUUCAAUGCUGCUCUCAGUGAUGAGAUUUCAAUGAAUCGUUCAGUGCCUGAUAUCCGCCAUCCAGAUUGUAAGAAGAAGAAAUAUUUGAAAAAUCUAGAUCCAGUCUCUGUAAUAGUAUCUUUUCACAACGAGCACUUCAGCACAUUAAUGCGAACUUGUUGGAGCGUGAUUAAUCGCUCGCCGCCCUCUCUUCUGGAGGAAAUUAUAUUAGUUGAUGAUGCCAGCACAAAAGCGGAAUUGAAGAAGAAAUUAGACGACUAUAUUGCACAGCACUUGCCAAAAGUGUCGAUUGUACGAUUAGCAAAACGUUCGGGAUUAAUUAGAGGCCGAUUAGCGGGCGCUAAGGCGGCUAGAGCAAAGGUUCUCGUAUUUCUGGACUCGCACAGCGAAGCUAACGUCAAUUGGCUGCCACCAUUGUUAGAGCCCAUCGCACAGAAUUACAAAACUUGCGUUUGUCCGUUCAUUGACGUAAUAGCUUAUGAGACUUUCGAAUAUAGGGCGCAAGACGAAGGUGCCCGGGGGGCAUUCGAUUGGGAGUUGUAUUACAAACGACUUCCGCUGCUUCCGGAAGACUUGAAGAGACCCGCGGAACCAUUCAAGAGCCCCAUAAUGGCGGGAGGUCUGUUCGCCAUUAGUGCCAAGUUUUUUUGGGAGUUGGGCGGUUACGACCCGGGUUUGGAUAUAUGGGGCGGCGAGCAGUACGAACUAUCCUUCAAGAUCUGGCAGUGCGGCGGACAAAUGUAUGACGCGCCGUGCUCUAGGGUCGGCCACAUUUACCGCAAGUUUCCACCGUUUCCUAAUCCCGGUCGUGGCGAUUUUCUAGGAAAGAAUUACAAGAGGGUCGCCGAGGUAUGGAUGGACGAAUACGCCGAGUACAUCUACAAAAGGCGGCCGCAUUUGCGAGCGCUGGAUCCGGGAGAUUUAGCGGAGCAGAAGGCUCUACGCGCGAGAUUACACUGUAAACCGUUCAACUGGUUCAUCGAGAAAAUAGCCUUUGAUCUCGUGGAGGUUUACCCACCCAUCGAGCCGGACGACUUCGCCUAUGGUGAGAUUAGAAACAUGGGUGCGACCGAGUUAUGUUUAGAUUCGAAAAAACGAAAGAGAGACGAGUUUGUCGUGGUGGAUACUUGCAUGAAAGACGAUCCGAAAGUGUCGGGUGAGCAAGAAUUUCGACUAACAUGGCACAAGGAUAUCAGACCAAAGGAUCGCACAGAUUGCUUGGAUGUAUCCAGAGGUGAGGAGAAAGCGCCUGUGAGCUUGUAUCCUUGCCACGGGAAACAGGGUAAUCAAUUGUGGCACUACGACAUUGAAAAGCAGUGGUUGCAGCAUGGUUAUUCAUCCAGGUGCCUGGACACAGAUCCGGGCAGCAAAAGAGUAUUCGUGACUGCGUGCGAUAAAUCGUCGCCCACUCAAAAGUGGCGGAUAGAACAGGUUAACAUGAAGGCCAUUAAUAAUUGGGAGAACAUAGGACCCAAGCUCAAAUGAAUUCUCUUUUAUUUUGUACUGCCAUUUUCUUAGACAGGUAGGCUGGAUUGCUAUUCGUACAGAAAGGAACGAUCCCUUUACUAUUCCUGGUUACUAGUCAUCACAAAUUUCUAUUUGAACAUAUUGCGCCUGUAUGGCGAUCAACGGAAAUCAUCGCGCGAUCAGAAUAAUUUUGCACGUAGUGUAAAGCGAGAUUUUCGUUCUUUUAAAUAUUUAAACUGGAUAGCAAGCGUCUUCAUAUUGGUGGAUGUGUCUAUACAUAUCGCACAAGCGCUCUAUCGUGCCUUACAUAGCCAUAUGCAGAAAUACAGUACGCAUCAUAAUAAUCAUAAUAUUUAGAGUUUGACUUAAAAAAAAUUCGCUCAAAUUAAAAAAUAUUACUGUUAGUAUUUCCUUUAAAAAAAAUGUUGCUUAUUAUAAGCAAGACUGAUAUAUUUCGUUUAUAUUAUAAUGUAAGUUAUUGAAGCAGAGUUAACAAAGUUUUAGAUAGUCUACUGGGAGAAGCCGGAGAUUUAUGUAGAAUGAGUUACAUAAAUUAUUUUCACAUUAUUUUCUCGGAAAUUAGGAAAGAUAACAAAACUUUUCUUUUUGUAUUUGUUAGAAUAUUGCAUUUGUCUAAAAACUUUAUGUAUAUGAUAUAUAGAAUACAACGAGAUUUCUAAGGAGAGCAAAAAAGGUAAGCCUUCCUUUUCGUUAAAUGUUUUUAAAUUUUUUUUUUAAUUAAUAAGAGGGGAAGGAGGAGGAAUGAAAGGCAAUAACAAUCUAUAUAUCACACAAAAGAUUCCAUUUUUUAUAAAUCCUAUUCUAAAUUAUAAAUCCUAAAACUUUAAAGAGAGAAAUUCUUUUUGUUAUCUGGAGUAGUUUUCGAAAAAUAGUUUGUAAUAAUAUUUCAUGUAACUCACCAGAUAAUAAUCGUAUAAUUUUUUCCAUCAUACUCUACAU